CAGCGUGUGCGUAGGCGUCAAAAUAAAGAUGGCAGCCGUGCUCCCAAGAGGCGAAAUGUCAAAGUGUCAAAUUUUUUUGCGGAAAUAGUAAAAACAAGUGUGAUUUUGUUGAUUUUCGUGCGAAUAGUGCCCCCUUGAGGGUACUCGCAUACCGUUAGUGCAAAAUGUCCGUGCGAGCCGUGGGCACCCGAUUAUUUAAACAUGGUAGAAGUCUUAUCCAGCAAUUCUGCAAGAGGGACCUCAACACCACCAUUGGCGACAAAAUUAAUGCCGUGUCACAAGCAGCAGCGGCACCUCCCGUGCCCAAAACUCAAGCGGUACCCAAGAACUUCGCCUUGAGAAAUGUUGGGGUGCAGCUGGGGCUCCAGGCUAGGAGGAUCCUCGUUGAUAAUGUACUCAAUAGGGUUACGAAUAGUCUUUCGGCCGAGCUGAGAAAGAAGGCGACGAGAAGAAUCUUGUUUGGAGACUCGGCCCCGUUUUUCGCUCUAGUGGGAGUAAGUCUAGCCUCGGGAACCGGAAUUCUUACGAAAGAGGACGAACUAGAGGGAGUAUGCUGGGAAAUUCGAGAAGCCAUAUCUAAAAUAAAGUGGCAAUACAACGAUGUUGACGAAUCUCGCUUUGAAUCAGAACCCAUAACCCUGAACGACCUUUCACUUGGCAAACCCAUCGCCAAAGGCGCCAACGGCGUCGUCUACUCCGCCACAGUGAAAGAGGACGAAGACGCCAUCAACAACCACCCUUUCGCCCUAAAAAUGAUGUUCAACUAUGACAUCCAGUCAAACUCAAUGGAAAUCCUCAAAGCCAUGUACCGCGAAACAGUCCCAGCUCGCAUGUACUACAGCAACCACGACACCACCCACUGGGAAAUGGAGCUAGCCAGUCGCAAAAAACACCUGCCACCCCACCCAAACGUCAUCGCUAUAUUCUCAGUCUUCACUGACUUCAUCCAGGAGUUCGAAGAUAGCAAAGAUCUGUGUCCCGCUGCCCUCCCUAAACGUAUCCAUCCGGAGGGCGAAGGCCGCAACAUGUCGUUGUUCUUGUUAAUGAAGCGCUAUGACUCUAAUUUACAGAAUUUCCUCCAAACAGCGCCAACCACACGAACGUCACUUCUGCUUCUGUCGCAGCUGCUAGAGGGCGUUGCGCACUUGACAGCUCAUGGCAUAGCCCACCGCGAUUUAAAAAGCGACAAUUUGUUGCUUGAUACCACAGAACCAGAGAGCCCCAUUCUGGUAAUCAGCGACUUUGGGUGUUGUUUGGCGGACCGCAGCAAUGGGCUGAGUUUACCAUACACGAGUUACGAAAUCGAUAAGGGUGGUAACACUGCGUUGAUGGCGCCGGAAAUUAUAAAUCAGACACCUGGGACUUUCGCAGUUUUGAAUUACGCGAAAGCCGACUUGUGGGCUGCCGGGGCUAUCGCGUACGAGAUAUUUGGGUGCGCUAACCCGUUCUAUGGAAAGAACCGUCUCAAGAAUUUUAAUUACAAGGAGCAGGAUUUGCCCAAACUACCGGAUGAAGUUCCAGAUGUUGUGAAGGCGCUAGUUGGGAAUCUUUUGAAGCGCAAUCCAAAUAAGCGUCUCCAUCCAGAGGUCGCUGCAAACGUGUGUCAGUUGUUUUUAUGGGCUCCUAGUUCUUGGUUGAAACGAGGCUUGAAGGUUCCUUCUAGUGCUGAGAUAUUACAGUGGUUGUUGAGCUUGACAACCAAAGUAUUAUGUGAAGGUAAAAUCAACAAUAAGAGUUUCGGUCAAACAGGCGUCAACAGAAGAGGAGGGAGAAGAACCUACCCUGAGUAUUUGUUGAUUUCAAGCUUCUUGUGUCGGGCUAAAUUAUCAAAUAUUCGGUCUGCACUUACCUGGAUACAGGACAACCUACCAGAAAUUGAUUAUUAAUAUUCUUUUAAGCAUACUCUUACAAGUGGUUAUUUUAUUUAUUCAUUUAAUGAAAUGUUACUUAAAUCGGUUUAUUUGUACUGAAACUAGGUGAUAAAAAGGUAGAGUGUAAUUGGCGCGCAAACUAGUUUUUUCUUUAGAGAAAAAAACGUCCACAUCGCUGUAAAUAUGUUAUUACUGUAUUAAAUACUAUUCUAGAGUAA
Zophobas morio is the source of this 2089-nucleotide messenger RNA. It is a transcript of the gene Pink1, whose product is annotated as serine/threonine-protein kinase Pink1, mitochondrial. The record is from RefSeq and is a predicted model, not a curated record. Lineage: Eukaryota; Metazoa; Arthropoda; Insecta; Coleoptera; Tenebrionidae. The coding region runs from base 165 to 1886 and encodes 573 amino acids. Gene Ontology annotation, molecular function: ATP binding; protein serine/threonine kinase activity. Gene Ontology annotation, cellular component: mitochondrion. Gene Ontology annotation, biological process: autophagy of mitochondrion; regulation of apoptotic process; protein phosphorylation. The transcript has 4 exons.